CAUUUCAACAAGGAAGCCCCACUCCGAAAGGGAUUUAACUUUCAUUAAAGCAGAGGGGGAACUCUAUUAGCCCGAUGCAGGAAGGUCCACAUCAUUCCUUCUUCUAAUCCCAGUGCGACGACUACUAGCCAGUUUUAAAAAUCCUUCUCCUGUUUAAUAUACAGCAAGUAUAAAAAUGACUGCUGAUGUACAACUGCCUCAGAUGCAUGUUUUUGAGAAGCUCAAGCAGAUCCCGCUUGUCGGUUAUGCUUGUAACACUUCUGCAGGAAUGUACAACAGAGUGAAGCUCAGCAACGGCCUGAUCACUUGGACGCUCAAUUCUGCCGAGGGAGCACUUGCCCUUACUCUGUUUGCAUUAGCACCGAUUGCCAAUCGUCUCAGGUCACCUAUAUAUGUUAUUGACAACACUCUGUGCAAAGGGAUUGAUGUGUUACAGGAAAAAGUCCCUUCUGUGAAAGAGGAACCCACCCAGAUUUAUGAGAAUGCCAAGACAUAUGUGACACAUACCCGGGCAGCAACAAAAAUGCAAGACUUGACUUUGAAAACUUGGGUUAAAGCUAAUGAAGUCCUCACAUCGACAUCAUGCGGCAACAUUGCUUUGAGUGGGCUGGACACUACAUCAAGCAUAGCCGACCAGUACAUCGAUUAUUUCUUGCCUGCUUCAGAAGGAGAAGAGAACCAGCAUCCUCAUCCAAGUUCUGAAUGUGACGACAAAGUCUUACACACAGUUCACACGGUCACAACCAUAUCCUCUAAAGUUGGAAAAAGGAUUUAUAAAACACUUAGCGAUCGUUAUUCAGGAAACAGUCAGGCACAGAGUAAUGAAAAUUCGCCCACCACCACCUUGGCUUCCUCGACUGAUUCGAGUGACAAUGAGGGAGCAGAAACUUCAAUGUCCAGCACUGAAUCAGAGUCCAAUGUCGAACCCACCGCACAAUAACGCAUUUGUCAAAAUUAAAGAUAAUUGAAUCUAUUUAAAUUAUGUAAACUAUCAUUAAUAUUUUUAUGGUUCAUAUUUUAUUGUUUAUUGUAUAAUAAUAUUUCUUUUUCUAUGCUUUUAUACUGUUUUAUUGAUUAAAUAGUGAUAUUUGAAAAUGUUGUGAAAUUGGUUUAAAGCUGAAUCAGACAAUCCUUGUGCAAUUUUUCAUUUUUAUUUAUUAAUGUAAUUACCAUCUGUACAAAUAAUAUACAUUAGGUAAAAAGAUA
Molecule: messenger RNA, 1206 nt
Organism: Cimex lectularius (bed bug)
Lineage: Eukaryota; Metazoa; Arthropoda; Insecta; Hemiptera; Cimicidae
Gene: Lsd-2
Product: lipid storage droplets surface-binding protein 2
Exons: 4
Coding region: 176-940 (254 amino acids)
Biological process (GO): positive regulation of triglyceride storage; lipid storage
Cellular component (GO): cytosol; lipid droplet
Source: RefSeq, a predicted model, not a curated record